AUGGCCGACGAUACCUCUCCCGGGAACGCUGGGCCUAAAGCGAAAAGGGGUGCUAGGUUCUGGUGCAUCUUUUUGUCUAUCUGUGUCGCGCUUUUUCUAUCGGCCCUAGAGCUCACUGCCGUAUCGACUGCACUCCCGACCAUCGCUCACGAUCUUCACGCGGAGGAUUUUGUGUGGGUUGGCUCGGCAUACACACUCUCCUCCACAGCGUUUCUUCCUCUGAGCGGAGGACUGGCCCAGAUGUUUGGUCGUCGACCUGCAUUCCUGUUCGCCCUUGCUAUCUUUGCGUUGGGUAGCGGCAUUUGCGGCGGUGCGAGCUCAAUGACCAUGCUCAUCGCGGGGAGAACCGUCCAAGGUAUCGGUGGCGGUGGCAUACAGUCUCUCUCCGCCAUUGUCCUCGCGGAUAUGGUUACUCUUCGAGAGCGCGGCUUGUUCGCGUCGUUUUUUGGCUUGACAUGGUCGGUUGCGGGCUUGAUCGGACCCGUAGUAGGUGGCACUCUGGCAGAUGAAGGGCAGUGGAGGUGGCUUUUCUAUCUCAACCUCCCCAUCUGCGGCGUGGCUGCUAUUUUUGUUGCGGCGUUUAUGAGCCUGCCGACUCCUCCGGGUACAUUCGCCGAGAAAUUCAUGCGCCUGGACUGGACUGGUAACGCCCUCAUAGUUUCCGGGACCACGGCGGUGACAAUCGCCCUCACAUGGGGAGGGGUAACAGCACCUUGGAAAUCGGCUCAGGUCCUUGUCCCGCUCAUCCUGGGUAUCGCUCUAUUGGCUUUAUUCUUGGCCUGGGAGGCCGUCUUCGCCACUUACCCUCUGGCGCCACUUUCGCUCAUGUCAAACCGUACCAGCCUCAGCGGAUAUCUCCAGACAUUCUUUGUGGGGAUUGUUGCACUGGGCGUAGUUUAUUAUAUGCCUAUAUUCUACCAAGGGUGUAAGGAUGCGUCGCCAAUCAGGUCUGGUGUACUGACCCUAGGCUUCGCUUCUCUCGCUCCCUCGGCCUUGAUUGCCGGCGCGCUGGUGAACCGAUUGCAACGCUAUCGCCCGCAGAUGUGGGCCGGAUGGUGCCUUAUACUCAUCGGCCUUGGUCUGCAUACCACCUUGGAGGCUGAGAACAAUGUCGGACGUGCUGUUGGGUUUGGUGUUCUGACUGGAGUCGGCAUAGGGUUUGAGUACUCCACGACGGUAUUUCCGAUACAGGCGCCGCUGCCAGUCACGCAGAAUGCCCCGGCACUCGCAUUCUUACAAUUUCUUCGAUCAUUCGCCGGCGUAUGGGGGAUCACCAUCGGUGCUGCGGUGUUACAGAACGAGCUUACGGGCCGAAUCCCCGCUCAGUUCCUCGAAAACUUUCCGCAGGGUGCUGCGAUUGCAUAUGCCAUCAUCCCACAAGUACCCGGACUGCCGCAACCGCUCAAGCAGGGUGUUCAGGACGCCUUUGCUGAGAGCCUACAGGUCGUGUGGCAGGUGUUUCUGGGCAUUGCCGGCAUCGGUUUCCUCGCGUCAUUGAUCAUGGAAGGAUUGCCGCUUCACUCCAAACUCGACAAGGACUGGGCUCCGCCAGUCGAAAAGUCAGACGACGAGCAAGUCAGUGCGCAGACCAAGGAGGAGGAGGUCUCAGAGCCUGCUGUAGUACCGGAAGUUGCCAUGGUCUCUUCUUGA
This is a messenger RNA of Peniophora sp. CBMAI 1063, 1650 nucleotides long. The record is from the annotation of a GenBank genome assembly. Lineage: Eukaryota; Fungi; Basidiomycota; Agaricomycetes; Russulales; Peniophoraceae.